AUGCAGUACAAGGAGAAGCUCUGGCCGGCAUACGAGAACACCAACAACUCAUCCGACCUGCACGACGAGCUGCACCGAAUGCGUGAGGAGCGUCUGGGCCGCAAGCUCCCCGUUCAGCCCAGGGCCAACGUUGCCGACAGCCCGGUGCUCUCCAGCCUCCCCAACAACAACCAGGACCCGUUCGCGUGGGCCCACGGAGACAAGCGUUUGGUUUAG
This is a messenger RNA of Trichosporon asahii var. asahii CBS 2479, 216 nucleotides long. RefSeq lists its product as uncharacterized. NCBI's taxonomy places the organism in Eukaryota, Fungi, Basidiomycota, Tremellomycetes, Trichosporonales, Trichosporonaceae. The transcript is spliced from 2 exons. The record is from RefSeq and is a predicted model, not a curated record. The coding region runs from base 1 to 216 and encodes 71 amino acids.